Menidia menidia (Atlantic silverside) is the source of this 1569-nucleotide messenger RNA. The record is from the annotation of a GenBank genome assembly. Lineage: Eukaryota; Metazoa; Chordata; Actinopteri; Atheriniformes; Atherinopsidae.
CCGGCAGGGACCAGAUCCUCACAGGAGCCCAGACGGCUGAACUUCAACACACAUUCUCGCCUUCCUGAAACUCAGCUGAAGCCCCGCAGCAGCAGAAAUGGAGCAAGUUUGGAUCCUUCUGCUCAGCUCAGUGAUGCUCUUCAUGGUUCCUGGUGUCCAGGCUCAGGUGAGCGUGAACAGGACGGGCUGUGGGCUCACUAAGCUGUGCCUGGAGACACCGGAUGACUGCGACCCCUCCGGGAACAGCAGCUGUCUGUUUGGAUCCGUGGCGGCGGGCCCCCACAUGCCCCCCAACGGGGUCAACUUGUCCUUUGAACUCAGCGGACAGUCAUUCGGCUACGUCGCGCUGGGCCUCACCGUCAACGCAACCGUGGGCUCCACCAGGUUCUUCAUCUGUGGAAAGAGAAACGAGACCUUCUUCUUCCGCACCAUGAGCAGAAACAACACCAACGAAAUGCUGACAGCAGAGAUCACGACCGCCGUGGACGUGCAGGGCGCCCUGAGUGGAGACGUGAUCCGCUGCCUGUUCACCGUGGGCGGGUUGAACGCCACCGCCCUGCGGAGCUCCCACAGCACCACCUUCUCCGUCCUCCUGGGACGCGGAAACGUGACUGACGGUGGCGUUGGGCCCCUCACGGUGGUCCUGAGCAGCGACCCCCUGGACCUCACCAACCCCGGCAGCAACGUCAACACAACGGCCACGCCGCCCACCACGUCAGGGGCCGGGGGGGCCCCCCACGCCCACGCCGGGCUGCUGCUGUUGUUGGGGUUUCUGGCCCUGGGCCUGCUCCCCACCCUCUGAGAGGAUCCUGACCCGAGGCUGUGACCCGGCCGAGAUGCUCCCCAGGCCGCUGUUUCUACACAUCAGGGGAAAAACUGAGUGUCAAACUAUUUAUAGUCUCUCUUUUUUUUUAUCGUACUUGAUCAAUUUGGGUUGUGCAGUGUGCUUGUGCGUCGUAAAUACUCAGGGCCGAUGAGCUUCAGACCGAAAAAUAUAAGGUCUGCCUUUCCUAGUGGAGUGGGACUGGUUUGUGUACGGUUAGGCCUCCUCUGGCCUGUGAACAGCUCGGAGGAGGAUGUUUUUGUGUGUUUGGUGGUAAAAAACCACCCCCUCAGUUCCCGGCACAGCCAGCAGAACCUGGCCAUCUGGUAACUCCCGGGGAGGGCGUGUCUCACAGCUCCAUGCUGAUUUGAUAAAAGCUAAUCAAGUUGUUUUUUUUUUUUUUUAAUAACUUUUUUAAUCUCUUCCUGCUUCCAGAAUCCAUAAUGUGGCAGAACAGACUAUUCGCUGAUUCACAUUAAGGACCAGCAGUCUGAAAUGAUGCCCAUUUCUAUUCAAGCAGACCAAAUUCCGUCCAUUUAUUUGAGCCAAUUUGAUUUUUGGAUGAGAAUGUCCGAUUUCCAUAUGUAAAAAAAUUAUUCUUGGAGACUUUAAGUGUCCAAUGCAGUUUGUUUUAAUCGUGCACAGAUAGAUUUAUAUAUGUUGAUUAUGUUUGUUUUUGAAAAACUGACUUCUUUUAUGUGCAACCGCUAAUCCCAAUGCAUUAAAUGUAUUAUUCAAACCACACA